AGAAUGCAUCAUCAUGCGGCAGUCGAAGGUAAUACGAGGAGGAUAGGUGCUGAAACCACCAGCCAGAAUUCCACGUAUCUAAUAUUGGCUGCAAAUAGAACCCACCGGAAAGAUCCUACUGAUAGCUUCAAUUACUACACUGGCGGUUGGAACAUUACCAAUCCACAUUACAUAUUUUCUGUUGCUUAUUCAGCUACUGGCCCUUUCGUCUUUGCUGUUGUAUGGUUCAUAUUCUUCGCAGUAUUCCUGCUUUGCUUCUGCUGUCGUUGUUGCUUCUGCAGCAGAAACAGUUACGGCUAUUCUCGAACUGCCUAUGCUGUCUCCGUUACUUGCCUUGCCAUUUUCACCAUUGCAGCAAUAGCCGGAAUUGCUUUUGUUUUCGCGGGCCAAGACAAAUUCCAGGACAGCAUUGUGAACACAACCAGCUUUGUUUUGCACGAGGCAGAUGAUGUCAUUGUGAAGCUGGGAGACGUGCUUCAUGAUCUUCUGGCCGCGAAGAAUAGUAGUGUUGGACGAGCAGUCUUACCUGAUGAUUUAAAGGCUGAUAUUGAUAGUACUGGGAAAACGAUUAAUGCUGUAACUGCUCAAUUUCGGAAUAUCACCACAAAGAAUUCGCAGGACAUUCGCAGUUUGUUGAGUCCCCUGAGAUUGAUGUUGAUUUACGUUGCUUCUGCUUUGCUCAUCUUGGCAGUCCUCGGAUUCUUACUUUCCAUUCUUGGGCUGGGAUGUUUGGUAUACAGCUUGGCAGUAGUUGGAUGGAUUCUGGUAGCAGCUACGUUUAUGAUGAGUGGCGUGUUUCUUCUUGUGCAUAAUGCCGUUGCAGACACAUGCGUAGCCUUGGACGAAUGGCUCCAGAAUCCAACUGCCCAUUCAGCCCUUGAAGCAAUAAUCCCCCAAGUAGAUAAUCAAACUGCUCAAGAGAUCUCCUCAGUGACAAAGGGUGUUACUUUCGGCGUGGUCGAAAUGCUUAAUGGAAUAAUAACCAACGUCUCCAACGCGGAUGUUCCCCCAGAUGUUGGCCCCCCCUUAUACUUCCACCAAAACGGCCCCUUGGUCCCUGUUGCUUGCAACCCAUACGACUCCAAUUUGACCGACAGGAAAUGUGCAGAUGGCGAAGUCAGCUUGAAGGAUGCACCGCAGGUAUGGAAGAAGUAUGUUUGUCAAGUUUCUGGUGGGAUAUGCAGAUCACCGGGCAGAAUAACUCCUGAUAAUUACGACCAGCUGGCUAGCACGGCAAAUAUCAGCUAUGCUUUAUACGAGGACACGCCAUUUGUGGUGGGCUUGAUAGACUCCACGUAUCUGAAAGAAUUGUUUGGUGAUAUUAGUAGAGAUUACUGCCCAGGUUUGAGCAAAUUUACCAGUUGGAUGUACCUUGGCUUCAUCUCUUCCUCAGUUGCGGUAAUGUUAUCAUUGCUGAUAUGGAUAUUCUACGCCAGAGAGCGAAGGCACCGAGCAUACACCAAAAAGGUUGACAGCAGAUCCUCAGCUGAAAACCCUUUUGCUUCCUGAAUGAGCAAAUGGGGCCAUAGAUGAUUUUUGUUUUCAUUUUUUGUUCCCUGUUCCUCUUCUUCUCCGUUUUUCUAAGUGGAUACAAGUGCAGAAGUAGCAGCAUUUUAGAUCAUAUAUAUCAUCGUCAUAGGAUUUACUAGUUUGAACCUGGGUACCAUUAUAAUAAUAAAAGUCACAUUAUCAAUCAAAUAAAAUAUCGUGUGAGUCGAGU
This is a messenger RNA of Coffea arabica (coffee), 1720 nucleotides long. The record is from RefSeq and is a predicted model, not a curated record. NCBI's taxonomy places the organism in Eukaryota, Viridiplantae, Streptophyta, Magnoliopsida, Gentianales, Rubiaceae.